Messenger RNA from Canis lupus familiaris (dog), 1269 nucleotides. RefSeq names its product testisin (gene PRSS21). Gene Ontology annotation, molecular function: serine-type endopeptidase activity. NCBI's taxonomy places the organism in Eukaryota, Metazoa, Chordata, Mammalia, Carnivora, Canidae. The transcript is spliced from 7 exons. The record is from RefSeq and is a predicted model, not a curated record. Bases 202 to 1161 code for a protein of 319 amino acids. Gene Ontology annotation, biological process: proteolysis.
GGGCAGGGCCAAGCCGGCUCCAGGAGGCCGGACGCUCCCCGACGGCCGCGCAUCCCCGCACCCCGGCACCCCCGCACCCCCAGAGGUCCGGCUGGGGGCAGGCGCGGGCGGCGUGGCGGGCGCUCCCUCUCCCCCAGGGGCCGCCCCGGGCCGCCCCAGCGGGCGGAAGCCGAGGCGGCGCAGGAGGCUGGAGAGGAGGCCAUGGGCGCGCACGUCGGGGCGCUGCUGGCGCUGGCGGCGCUGCUGGUGCUAGCGGAGCUCGGGAGGCAGGAGUUUCAGGACCGCGACCAGCUGUUCGCAGGUUUCGAGAACUCGUCGUUGCUCACGUGGCCCUGUGGCCAACGAACUGUUUCGACGCGCGUCGUGGGUGGAAAGGACUCGCAGCUGGGGCGCUGGCCCUGGCAGGGCAGCCUGCGCCUGUGGGGCUCCCACCACUGCGGGGCGAGCCUGCUCAGCCGCCGCUGGGUGCUCACGGCCGCGCACUGCUUCGACAAGUACAAUGAUCCCUUUGAGUGGUCAGUCCAGUUUGGCGAGCUGUCUUCCGCCCCAUCUAUCUGGAAUCUUCAGGCUUACUACAACCGGUACAGUGUGCAGGAGAUCUUUUUGAGCCCCAUGUACCUGGGGGCUUCAUCCUAUGACAUCGCCCUGCUAAAGCUAUCCUCCUCUGUCACCUACAAUAAGUUUGUCCAGCCCAUCUGUGUUAUGAUCUCCUCCUCCGAGUUCCAGAACCGGACCGACUGCUGGGUGACUGGCUGGGGGGACAUCCAGGAAAAUCAGGCACUGCCAUCCCCCUACGUCCUCCAGGAAGUGCAGGUCGGCAUCAUAAACACUGCCAUCUGUAACUACCUCUACGCACAGCCGACUUUCCGCCGUGACAUCUGGGGAGACAUGGUUUGUGCUGGCAACCCCCUCGGUGGCCAGGACGCCUGCUUUGGUGACUCAGGCGGACCCUUGGCCUGUGAGAAGAGAGGGCUGUGGAUUCAGGUUGGAAUCGUGAGCUGGGGAUCCGGCUGUGGUAGGCCCAACCGGCCUGGUGUCUACACCAACGUCAGUAGGCACUUCAAGUGGAUCAGGACGCUCAUGGCCCGCAACAGCAUUCAGAGGCCAGCCCCCUGCCUGCAGCUGCUCCUCCCUCUGCUCUGGCUUGCCUCCCUCCUGUAGCUGGCCUGAGUCCAGCAGAGCCCCUGAGAGUUGGGGCCGUCUGCUGAGCCAGGCCCGGUUCCCCCAACUGUUCCUUUUUAAAUAAACAGGGUUGCAUGUUGGAGUCUA